Molecule: messenger RNA, 1345 nt
Organism: Microstroma glucosiphilum
Lineage: Eukaryota; Fungi; Basidiomycota; Exobasidiomycetes; Microstromatales; Microstromataceae
Product: mitochondrial carrier
Exons: 3
Coding region: 63-1178 (371 amino acids)
Cellular component (GO): mitochondrial inner membrane
Molecular function (GO): S-adenosyl-L-methionine transmembrane transporter activity
Source: RefSeq, a predicted model, not a curated record
ACCUGACUAACCUCGUGGACCCUGAGCAGCUCUACCCCCUCAUUUCCUCCAUCACCUCGACCAUGGACUACUCGACGGUAGUGGCAGGAGCACUGGCAGCAUUGUCCGUAGACCUACUCAUCUUUCCACUUGACAGCAUCAAGACCCGCCUACAAGUACCAGACGUAGCUCAACGCUUCCCCACUCGAGCCGCCCUCUUCACCGGUCUCUACCACGGUGUGGGUCCAGUAGUAAUUGCCACUCUUCCCGCUGCCGCCAUCUUCUUCACAGCCUACGAAUCCGCAAAGUCUUCCCUCGCACCACACCUUCCUGCUGGACCUGCAGUACAUCUUGCCGCUAGUGGAUUGGCAGAAUUGGCUGCAUGCGCUGUUUUGACGCCUGCGGAGAUCAUUAAACAGAGGGCACAAGUGAGACCGAAUGAUGCUCCGAAGGCUAAAGCUGGAGCAGGGUCUGGGUCUGGAUCGGGCCAAGGGCCAAAGGGAGGUGCUGCUGCAGCAGUCAAGGACAGCGUCGUCAAGUCGCAAAAGGAAAUGCUAAAGACGGCCCAAGAAGGAGCCAAACAAGUAGCUAGCGCCGCUUCCACUUCGACUUCAUCUUCUUCCCUUGGCCGGACCUUCGUACGGGGUUAUCUCGCCCUAGCAGGUCGCAAUCUCCCCUUUACCGCGAUGCAAUUCCCCCUCUAUGAACACUUUCGGCAAGACUUCUCCCGUCGGUGGGACGUUAAACUUGGUAGCGAUACAGACAGCGGUGAAGUUCUGUUGGAAGACAGUAGCAGUUCCGAUUCUAAAGGGCGACGCAGCAACUCUACACAGUCAUCAUCGACGAGUUCUGGCUCAAAGAGUGUGCGGCAGGAGAUUGUCAAUCCGGGACUAGUAGCCGCCUCUUCCGCCUCUCUAGCCGGGUCAAUCGCCGCCCUCCUCUCUACACCAAUCGAUAAUGCCAAGACGCGCAUAAUGGUAGCUGCAGAUUCUCAUGACUCUCGUACACCCCAGAGUGGUACGAUCAAGACUAUGAUCAACAUUUAUACAAAGGAAGGAUUUAGAAGUCUUUGGAAGGGAGGAGCAUUGAGAAGUGCUUGGACUGCAUUGGGUGCUGGAAUUUACUUGGGGAGUUAUGAGAGUGGAAGACUCUGGUGGAAGAGACGACAGAGGGGAAUCGAGGAAGUUCAGACGUCCUGAAGGAGAUAGAAAGUUCCCAUGAGAAAGUCUAGACUACCUACCUCACUGGCAGAGCUCCACAAAUCCAUCGGCCAAGAUCUCAAGCUCACGUCUCAGCUUCUCCAUCUUCUCAUCGUAUUGCUCUCCCUCUUUGAGCGUCUCGAUGCGACUCUCACAGUAGAUCUUCA